AAGGUCAAAGUGUCGCGAGGUUGUCACUCGGCCACCGCGGCAUGGUUAUUGACUCUCCUUCAAGAAAAUGAAAUUAAUUAGUCCAUACUUUAUAUAUUCACCGAUCUCCAUUUUCCGAUAAACCUCGAUUCCCGGCGGCAGCAGAGUCAAAAUCCGAGAGAUUUACAGUGAUGGAAACCAGGCUCUCCGCCGCUCUCGGCCUUCCCUCGCCGGAUGCCGUUUGUUAUCCUUCUCUUUUCGAAUUCCCCACUCUUUUCUCCAACUUCGAUUCACUUCUCGCCGGAAAUAGAGCCCCCAAAGAUCGGAGUCACUUCCACUGCCCUCCUCUUCCGUUUUCUUCAUUAUCCUUAUCCACCGAGGAGCAAGUUCUCACUCCCAAAUCCCCAAAUUGGGUCAAACCCACCUCUAAAAGUUCCCCCAAAAUCCAAUCCCUUAUGAAGAAUUUGUCUGUCCUCGAACGAGCAGUCGUCGGCGCCGCUGGCGGCGCCAUGGCCGGCGCCUUCACUUACGUGUGUCUUCUUCCACUUGACACCAUUAAAACCAGGCUCCAGACAAAAGGGGCUUCGGAGAUUUACAAGAACACAUUCGACGCAGUCGUCAAAACCUUUCAAUCCAGAGGGAUUCUCGGGUUUUACAGAGGCGUUUCGGCAGUAAUCGUCGGCUCGGCAGCUUCUUCAGCAGUUUAUUUUGGAACCUGUGAGUUUGGUAAGUCGAUUUUGUCGAAAUUUGAUUACCCUUCUCUGCUUAUACCUCCAACUGCUGGGGCUAUGGGAAAUAUCAUCUCCUCCGCUGUAAUGGUGCCGAAGGAGUUAAUUACUCAGAGAAUGCAGGUUGGGGCUAAAGGGAGGUCUUGGGAAGUUUUGAUUCGGAUUUUGGAGAAAGAUGGUAUAAUGGGUCUUUAUGCUGGUUAUUUUGCUACAUUGCUUAGGAACUUACCAGCUGGGGUUUUGAGUUACUCUUCGUUUGAGUAUUUGAAAGCUGCUGUUCUAAGCAAGACGAAGAGUGACAAACUAGAACCCUUUCAAAGUGUUUGUUGUGGAGCAUUGGCAGGUGCUAUAUCAGCUACUCUUACAACGCCUCUUGAUGUGGUGAAGACACGGUUGAUGACUCAGGUUCAUGGGGAGGCUGCAAACAAAGUUUCAGCUGCAAUGUACAGUGGUGUAUCGGCUACAAUUAAGCAAAUACUGAAGGAAGAGGGGUGGAUUGGAUUAACCCGUGGGAUGGGUCCUAGAGUUCUUCACAGUGCCUGCUUUGCAGCAAUUGGCUACUUCGCUUUCGAGACUGCAAAACUUGUCAUUUUGGAUCAUUAUCUUAGACAGAAGGAGGCUUCGGAAUUGGCUUCUGCUUCAACUUGAUUGGCAUUGUAUCUCAGGAACGAACAUUUGAAGCCCUUCAGGAGAGUUGUGACUGCUAAGAAAGCUUUGAAUUGACUUUCCGUAGGCAGUUACGUGAGGUAGGCGAUAGAUGUUUUUACAAGGUUUACUACCUACAGUGAUGACUUUUUCCUCCCAUGUAUAUGUUAAGUUAAUUUUCCUUUUUCUACGUCGGCUUAAUUCUACUUAUAUAAUUGGUCGAGAGUUUCAACUUUGAAUCUUGGCGGAUAAUAAAUAUUUUUGUGUAUUCAUUUGCUAGGAAGUUGCAUUGAUACAGAGAACAGUUUGGUUUACGGCAGAAUGUGAUUUAUGUUGAAUAAUAGUAUAUUGUUCUCUCCCAUGGAGUUCCAAGUUUAAUAAACGUUUCUAUGAUUUGACCUUUUAAAA
Molecule: messenger RNA, 1760 nt
Organism: Benincasa hispida (wax gourd)
Lineage: Eukaryota; Viridiplantae; Streptophyta; Magnoliopsida; Cucurbitales; Cucurbitaceae
Gene: MFL1
Product: Mitochondrial substrate carrier family protein
Source: RefSeq, a predicted model, not a curated record